Molecule: messenger RNA, 1734 nt
Organism: Dipodomys spectabilis (banner-tailed kangaroo rat)
Lineage: Eukaryota; Metazoa; Chordata; Mammalia; Rodentia; Heteromyidae
Gene: Mypop
Product: Myb related transcription factor, partner of profilin
Exons: 2
Coding region: 12-1166 (384 amino acids)
Biological process (GO): regulation of transcription by RNA polymerase II
Cellular component (GO): nucleus
Molecular function (GO): RNA polymerase II cis-regulatory region sequence-specific DNA binding; DNA-binding transcription factor activity, RNA polymerase II-specific
Source: RefSeq, a predicted model, not a curated record
CGGGGGGCGCCAUGGCCUCGGCGACGGCGGCCGCGGACGCGGAGGAGACCACCCGGCUGCGCAAGCCCCGCUUCUCCUUCGAGGAGAACCAGAUCCUGAUCCGCGAGGUGCGCGCCCACUACCCGCAGCUGUACGGCGCGCAGAGCCGUCGGGUGAGCGUGGCCGAGCGGCGGCGCGUGUGGGAAGGCAUCGCCGCCAAGAUCAACGGCAUCACCAGCUGGAAGCGCACGGGCCAGGAGGUGCAGAAGCGCUGGAACGACUUCAAGCGCCGCACCAAGGAGAAGCUGGCCCGCGUACCGCACUCCACGCAGGGCGCCGGGGGCCCCGCCGCCGCCGCCGCCGCCGAGGACGCCUUCUCCGCCGAGGAGGAGACCAUCUUCGCCAUCCUGGGGCCCGGGGUGACCGGGGCCGGGGCUGACGACCUCCCUGCCCCCGCCGCUCCCACCCCACGCUGUGUGUUGGAGGACCGAAGGGAGGAUCGCAGGGCAGAUACACCAGCUCACAGCAAGAGGGACUCCAACAGCCCAGAGCCCUGGGCCCGACCCUCCUGCCCUGCCCAGGAAGGGGGCUGUGCCAGGUCCAAGGAGCGUGAGUCCCCACCCCCUCCGGCCCUACAGACCGUCCAGCUGCCCCGCCUGGCCUUGUCUCCACCGCCCUCCGCCCCUCCGCCCCCAUCUGUGGCCCAGGUGGCACCCUCCUCCCCCAGCCCCCCACCCCCUCCUGCUCGGCCCCCUACCACGCCCUCAGCCCCAGAGCCCUCCCUGGACUUCCUGCGCGCUCAGCAGGAGACUGCCAACGCCAUCCGGGAGCUCGCUGGCACCCUUCGGCAGGGACUGGCCAAACUGAGCGAGGCCCUCAGCGCCCUGCUCCCCCUUCUUCCGGGAACCCCUGUUGACCCAUUGCCGGCACCCCCACCCCCACCUCCCAAGCCUCUUCCACCCCCACCCGCCCCCAAAGUAGAGGACACCCCAGAGCCUGUGUCCCUGGUGGCCACCGUUGUGGAGGGGCCUGCGGUGGCGUCCAGGGGGGUGAUCAUCGCCCCUCGGGGUGAGGAAGGGGCCCCUCGGCCACCCCCAGCUCCACUCCCACCCCGUGACUCACCCCCACACAAGAGGAGAAAAGGUUUCCCCACGCGGAAGAGGCGGGGCCGAUGGAAAUCUCCGUGAAAACGCGUCUGCGCUUCUGCCUGCACCCCACCCCCUAGCUUGGCGCAGUCGAGAGGGGGGGCACCCCAGCUGCACCCCCCCGGCCCCCUGCUCCGAGGGAGUGAGCGCCCCACUCCCUGUGCUAGUUAGUGCCUGAUUCUCUGGGGAGGCCCCUUGACGGGGGCCCCCCAGCCCCUUUCUCUCCGGUACAGUGCUGGCUGCUUCCCUUCUCCCUGACUUCAAAGCCAUCAAUUUUAUGUUAUUUAUGAUAGCGCCCAUUGCGGGGUGAGGAGGGGACCCCAUCGGGUCUGCACACCUCCCUUUCCCUAAUAAUUCCUGUUCUUGACUUGAAGAGAAUUGACCCGUGGGGACCUCCCCACCUCCCCAGCCUAGACUUCGGGGGAGUGGGAGCUGCUAGAUGAAAUCAGGUUGUGAAAGACAGGCGAUAUUAGCCUUGUGGGGUAGGGCAGGGUUCCGACUGGGGAGGUACGGGUUCCAUUCUCUGCCUUCAGUUGCUGCCUCUGACCUCCGAAGCUCAGCCCUCUCCUCAGUGGUGACAAGAUAAUCAAUAAACUUAUUUUUCAUACAA